Messenger RNA from Plasmodium gallinaceum, 303 nucleotides. RefSeq names its product small ubiquitin-related modifier, putative (gene SUMO). Lineage: Eukaryota; Apicomplexa; Aconoidasida; Haemosporida; Plasmodiidae. The transcript has 2 exons. Gene Ontology annotation, cellular component: nucleus. Bases 1 to 303 code for a protein of 100 amino acids. Gene Ontology annotation, biological process: protein sumoylation. Gene Ontology annotation, molecular function: ubiquitin-like protein ligase binding; protein tag activity. The record is from RefSeq and is a predicted model, not a curated record.
AUGGUGGAUGAAACAUCAACAAUUAAUAAUACCAGUGGAACAACUAAUAACAAUCAAGGUGAACAUAUUCAAGUAAAAGUAAGAUCACCAGAUGGGGAUGAAGUAUUUUUUAAAAUAAAAAGAAAAACAAAACUAGAAAAGUUGAUGGAAGUUUAUUGUAAUCGCCUUGGUCAAUCAAUGGAAGCAGUUCGAUUUUUAUAUGAUGGAGAUAGAAUACAUGGAGAUAGUACACCUGAUCAACUUUGCAUUGAAGAUGGUGAUGUAAUUGAUGCAAUGGUACAACAAACGGGAGGAAAUAUUUAA